AUAUAAAUACCAAAAACCUAAUCCCUUCCGUCGUUUUCUCUCAGCAACUAAUCGUUUCGCCGGAAGAGGAGCCAUGGUUAAGUUUCUAAAGCAGAACAAAGCGGUGAUCCUCCUUCAAGGCCGUUACGCCGGCAAGAAGGCGGUGAUCAUCCGAUCCUUCGACGACGGAAACCGCGAGCGUCCCUACGGACACUGCCUCGUAGCCGGACUCAAGAAGUACCCGAGCAAGGUCAUCCGCAAGGACUCGGCCAAGAAGACGGCGAAGAAGUCGAGGGUCAAGUGUUUCAUCAAGGUGGUGAAUUACCAGCAUCUGAUGCCUACUCGUUACACGCUUGACGUGGAUCUGAAGGAAGUGGCCACUCUCGAAGCACUGUCUUCGAAGGAUAAGAAGGUGGCGGCUCUUAAGGAGGCCAAGGCUAAGCUCGAGGAGAGGUUCAAGACUGGAAAGAACAGGUGGUUCUUCACCAAGCUCAGGUUCUGAGAACCUUUUAUUCUCUUUUUUUUGUAAUGGAAUCUACAGUAUGCUUUUGUAGUUUGUGGAACAUGUUUUGGAUGGUUUAAGACUUGAUGGUUUGAAAUUUUGUUCUGGAA
This is a messenger RNA of Brassica napus (rape), 591 nucleotides long. Its product is annotated as 60S ribosomal protein L27-3. Bases 74 to 481 code for a protein of 135 amino acids. Gene Ontology annotation, molecular function: structural constituent of ribosome. Gene Ontology annotation, cellular component: ribosome; cytosolic large ribosomal subunit. The record is from RefSeq and is a predicted model, not a curated record. The transcript has a single exon. Gene Ontology annotation, biological process: translation. Lineage: Eukaryota; Viridiplantae; Streptophyta; Magnoliopsida; Brassicales; Brassicaceae.